AUGCGCCUCAACGCCAUUCUUCUCGUCGCCGCGGCGGCCUUGUUCGCUAGCUGCGAUGCUGUCUCAACCGCAAGCCAGACCAAGCUAUCGGCCAUGAACCCGCCUAAUGCGGUACAGUCGAUGGGUGUUGCUCCCUAUAAAAGACUCUUGCGAAGCGAAAGUCAAAAACAAACCGACGCCGACGAUUCUGAAGAAGAAGAAGAAGAAGAAGAGAGGGCACUCGUCAAGGUGGGUCUUUUAGACGACGCGGUGAAGAAAGUCAGUGGAGUAGACGACGCUGCAGCGCAAAAGCUGGCUGCUUUGAAAAUCAAGCAGCAGAACGAGGCCGACGAUAUCACGUUUCUCGCCAAGUUCUGGAUGCAGCAAAGAAAGAUGCCUUCUGAUAUCGAAAAACUCACUCAAAACCCGGUCGUGAAGAAGGCCAACCUAGAGUUUCUUGCGCUGUUUUUGAAACAGAAUCCGAAACAGAUUCGCGCGGAGGCCGCACGAGUCCAGCAACGAAUUGACAACGCCGACCCCAAGGUCAGGUUUCUCGUUAGCAGUUGGAUUUUUCAAAACAAAAAGCCAGAGGAUAUUUCAAUGCUCGCCAGCAAUGCAGUUAGUAAGGAAGCUGCUGACCUGUUCAAUGUGCAGUACGUGAUCCGCUCGCUGAUGUCCACCAAAUGA
Phytophthora nicotianae INRA-310 is the source of this 666-nucleotide messenger RNA. RefSeq lists its product as hypothetical. The transcript has a single exon. NCBI's taxonomy places the organism in Eukaryota, Oomycota, Peronosporomycetes, Peronosporales, Peronosporaceae. The coding region runs from base 1 to 666 and encodes 221 amino acids. The record is from RefSeq and is a predicted model, not a curated record.